Messenger RNA from Paramecium tetraurelia, 390 nucleotides. RefSeq lists its product as uncharacterized. The record is from RefSeq and is a predicted model, not a curated record. Lineage: Eukaryota; Ciliophora; Oligohymenophorea; Peniculida; Parameciidae. The transcript has 4 exons.
AUGAGCUAACCAUAAUAGGGAACGCCACUUAAAACCAUAGUCAGAAUUAUGAACCUGAGUUGUGCUGCAGCAAUUAUAGCCAUAACAAUAGUCGAUGUAAUAACUAUUGUCGAACUUUUUGCAUUUUGGAAUUGGAUUUUCAUGAUAUAUUAAUUCUUGUUUGCCUUGAUGAUUUUAGCAGCUGAAUUAAGAUUGGAUUUUAUACUCAAGUACUUUAGAUUUUUGGAAGGAAAUAUAGGGAAAGGUUGGUUUUUAAUUUUGUAAGCAUAUAAACAAUAUUUAAGCUGUGGAAUGUGGUUGAUUGGAUAAACUUUGGCAGCAACAAUAACCGGGGGCUGUCUGAUAUUUUGUGGAUUCGCGACAAUUUUCAUCCUAACCUGCAGCAAAUGA